AUUAUCAUCGGAGAUACAGUACUGGAGUUGCUUCCUUUACUCCAGUGUUGAACCGGUCCCCCUUUCUUUGGAAAUCACUAUUCUCUCUGGUCUAUACGGCAGAUGUCCACAUUUUUGGCCUCCACAUGCCUGGUGCUCCACAUGUGGGCCAACAGCCUUGACUUUGACACCUGAGAAGAGUGAUCUUACCAGGAAGAACAACAAUGCUGAUGUUGCACCACUUCCUUAACGGCACGGUGGCGAAAGAGAGGCGUCUUCUAACUACAGGAAGUCUACGAAAACAACCGGAAGUACAGACGUAUAUGGACGCGGUCCCGCUUCAAAGAUAAUCCAGCACAGUGUUGCCUCUACGGGAUUCUGAAAUUAAAUUAACAGGACAUCAACAAGUUUUGCAUCAAUAUUCCUGAGUGAGGGCCCUCAGCAUGGCCAACAUCACCACAACGGCAGUGAAGGUUAUCGGAGCACCUGGUCCUGCAGGCAGAAGCAGCCCUGAAGGAUCCCAGGUGCUCAGUAAGAAGAAGCUACAAGACCUGGUGAGAGAAAUCGACCCCAACGAGCAGCUGGAUGAGGAUGUGGAGGAGAUGCUGCUGCAAAUUGCAGACGACUUCAUCGAGAGCGUGGUGACGGCCGCCUGUCAGCUGGCACGCCAUCGCAAGUCCAACACCUUGGAGGUCAAAGAUGUGCAGUUACAUCUCGAGCGCCAGUGGAACAUGUGGAUCCCGGGUUACGGCUCAGAUGAGAUCCGGCCGUUUAAGAAGGCGUGCACCACAGAGGCUCACAAACAGAGGAUGGCUCUGAUCCGCAAGACGACCAAAAAGUAGCAAGACCCCCAUUUAUUUUCUGCGUCAGUUACACCCUUGUUUUGGUUUCGUUUCCCCCCCAAGUAAGGUAUCAAAGGAUCGGUGAAGAUUUGUAUUUGUUGACGUUAGUAUUUCAUUGUCUUCCUAAUUUUGCAGUGUAUUGCCAACACCAUACUAAUGUAUCUCUAAUGACUAUUUUUGUUUCUGCUCAUGUCAUUAAAACAUUAUCAUCUGUG
Messenger RNA from Doryrhamphus excisus (bluestripe pipefish), 1036 nucleotides. NCBI's taxonomy places the organism in Eukaryota, Metazoa, Chordata, Actinopteri, Syngnathiformes, Syngnathidae. The record is from RefSeq and is a predicted model, not a curated record.